AUGGAGAAUCGAUUGGAGUUUGGAAUGAUGCUUGGCUGCCCUCCUUGGAAUAUCCAAGUGUUAUCAAAUCCGGUGACAAGCUUUGAAGAUAUGAAAGUUAAUGAUCUUAUAGACCCAGUUUCAAAGCAAUGGGAUGCAGGUUUAUUGCAGGGAUUAUUCAACUCUCAAGAGGUCGAAUUGAUAAUGAGUAUACCUUUGUGUCACACUUAUAUUGAGGACAAGCUGAUAUGGCCAUAUACAUAUUCGGGUAACUACACUGUGAAGUCUGAAAGUGAAUUCCAUGCCCUUUGGGAAUGCUCGGCACUCACAUCAGUUUGGAACUCAGUCCUAGAGCUACGGCUUCACCAUGAUCAGAAUGUACAUACUGUUUCAGAACUCAUCAAACUCAUUCAUGAUGAAGGAAAAGACAUCAAUUUGCUUGCCAUGAUCCUUUGGACAAUGUGGUAUCGCCGGAAUAAGCUCAAAACCACUAAUGAAGAUUAUCCAGUCAGCCAAGUCUCCACGAAUGCAAAGCAAGCACUCACCGAGUAUCACCAUGCAAACCAGGUCAUAACGCUCCAAUCCCCAAUUUGCACUUGUCCUCGGGUCAAAUGGAGCCCACCCCCUGCAAAAAACUUCAAGGUGAACUUUGACGGAGCCACAUUCAAAGAGAUACGUAAGGCUGGCCUUGGCGUCGUGAUCCGGAACUCCCUAGGACAACCAAUUGCUUCCUUAUCUAAAUUGGUGAAUCUGCCAUACUCUUCCGAUAUUGUUGAAGUAAUGGCUGCAGCUAGAGCCAUUUACUUUGCUCAAGAAAUUGGCUUAAAUUCCUUUAUCCUUGAAGGCGAUUCUGAAGCUGUGAUCAAGUGCCUUAGAAGUGAUGACGACUCCUUUUCUCCUUUUGGUCAUAUCCUUGCAGCAGCCAAAGCUACCACAGAGACCAGUUGUUGUAUUUUAUUUUCCCAUAUUCGUAGACUUGGUAACUCUGUUGCUCACAACCUAACUAAACAUGCAAGACAUGUUAGAGGUUUUUUGGUGUGGAUGGAGGAUGUUCCUCCACACCUUCAAGCUAUACUUUCAGCCGAUAAUGGCUAG
Messenger RNA from Quercus lobata, 1074 nucleotides. RefSeq lists its product as uncharacterized. NCBI's taxonomy places the organism in Eukaryota, Viridiplantae, Streptophyta, Magnoliopsida, Fagales, Fagaceae. Gene Ontology annotation, molecular function: RNA-DNA hybrid ribonuclease activity; nucleic acid binding. Bases 1 to 1074 code for a protein of 357 amino acids. The transcript has 2 exons. The record is from RefSeq and is a predicted model, not a curated record.